GAGGAAACAAGAGGCGGGAGAAGCUGGCUGACAGGCACCGGGGGUAGGAAGGUGAGAGCAACAGGAAUUUUUUUUACUUGGCUAAAGUGGAGGAAGACCAAACAAGAAUUUGUUUUCCGUAGACAAGUCAUUGUAAACAGCUCCCAACAAAAUCUUGGUUUUUGACACAUCCUGAAUCGGGUUACAAUGCCUGCCGCACCAGUUCUGCAACCUGUUCUUAAAAUGAAAGUUGAUGAACUCUUCCUCUAUUGGUUGAGUGAGACGACGACACAGUCCAUGCUGAAAGAUUACCUGAAACGAAUAGAGUCUGGUGAAACAAUUGAGGUAGGCAUUGGUGAUACAUCAAAUGACCAACCUCCAACUGUAAGCAAUAACAACAAACAUUCCACCUCCGAAUUGAACAUAUUGAGUUACUCUACUUCCCCUUUAGUGACUUCUAAAUUUUGUUCAAGUCCUCCAUCCCAGCUUACUUCAGCUCUCCCAUCUGGCACCGUUUUGAGUCCGAGAAAUGGAUUAAAUACUCGAGCAACAAGGAGAUCAUCGGGGAUUAAAGCUGUUCAAGCAAAAAAGGAGAACCCCUUGCCUCCAGCUCUGAGUGAGUGCAUUCCAAAGUUUUAUUUCCCUCAAGGUUGUCCAAAAAGAAACCUUGAUGUAGAUGCACUUAUUGCCAGGAUCGAAAAUGCCUACACACAGUUUGAUAAUGAAAGAGCAACUCUGGAAGACAUGGGAAAAAUUGCAAAAGUGUGUGAUUGCCCACUGUAUUGGAAAGCCCUGUUGUUUUGUGCAUCUGGUGGGGAACGCACAGGAUAUGUCUCUGUUCACAAGUUCAUCGCAAUGUGGAGAAAGAUCUUGCAAAACUGCCAUGAUGAUGCAUCUAAAUUCCUAUAUCUUCUGGCAAAGCCUGGAUGUAGUUACUUGGAGCAAGAGGACUUCAUUCCAUUGAUACAGGAUGUGGUAAACACCCACCCUGGGUUGACAUUUCUUCGAGAAGCUGCAGAAUUCCACACCCGGUAUAUUACCACAGUUAUUCAGAGGAUAUUUUACACAGUAAACAGAUCAUGGACAGGACGUAUAACAUGCACAGAAAUCAGGAAAAGCAACCUUCUACAAAACCUAGCCUUACUGGAAGAGGAAGAGGAUAUUAAUCAGCUCACAGAAUUUUUCUCCUAUGAGCACUUUUAUGUGAUCUAUUGUAAAUUCUGGGAACUUGACACUGACCAUGACCUCUACAUUGAUCAGAAGGACCUGGCAAGGCAUAAUGAUGAUGCUAUAUCUGGUAGAAUGAUCGAAAGAAUCUUCUCUGGAGCAGUCACAAGGCACAGAAAAACUCCUAAAGAAAGGAAGAUUGGUUAUGCAGACUUUGUCUGGUUUUUGAUUUCCGAAGAAGACAAAAAGACAUCAACCAGUAUUGAAUACUGGUUCCGCUGUAUGGAUCUUGAUGGAGAUGGUGUGCUGUCAAUGUACGAACUGAACUAUUUCUACGAAGACCAGUGUAAAAAGUUGGAGUGUAUGUCUAUUGAGCCACUGCCCUUUGAAGACUGCCUUUGUCAAUUGCUUGAUCUAGUUAAGCCAGAAUGUGAAGGAAAAAUAACACUUCAUGACUUAAAGAAGUGCAAGAUGGCAAAUGUAUUUUUUGACACCCUUUUUAACAUCAGCAAGUAUCUGGAACAUGAGCAGAAGGACCCAUUUUCUAUUCCAAGGGAUGUGGAAAAUGAUGGGCCAGAAAUGACUGACUGGGAGAGGUACGCUUUACAAGAAUAUGAAAAUCUGGUGGCUGAAGAAGCAGCGAAUGAAAACUGGAAUGACGGAUCUUUCUGAAAUGUGAUCAGCAACUAAGAAAAAAGUUGGGAAACCGAAAGGAGAAGACCCUGAAGUGUCUGUUGAUGUGUGUGGAGUCUGUUUUUUAAUUGAAUAUGAUAUUUUGUCAGUAUGUCUUCACAGUUGCCGCAUGUACUUGUCACACUCUGCAGCUGGUCUGCUUUAGAGAAUGUUUAAAAACAAGCAACAUACUUUAAAGGAAAAUUUAGAAUUGUGUAACUCCAUGCCCCUCCUCUCCCUGGUUGCCUGCAAUCAGUUAAAACUUACUUAUUUAAAGAAAAUUUUGACACUCAAAUUUAAAAAUUAUUUUUAGUGUUGGAGGAGUCAAACUCUUCAUUUAUCCCAAUCGUAAGUUUGAAUACCUUUGGCAAGAACAGAUAUUUAUAAAGGCAUAUUUGAUAGUAUUUGAAAGAUAGCGGGGUAAACCAAACUCUCGCUUACCUUUCUCCAGAAGUGCAGAGUAUAUCCACUGUGCAGGUGAACAUAAAUGACUUGAUUAACUCUGGAGAAAGCACAAUGUCCAGGCAAGUUUCCUCUGGUUCGAAAACAAGUGUACUUUUUUUUUAAAAAAGGGAAGUGUUCUGCACUCUGGGCACUCUCUGUAGUUGCAGCCCUCUGACUGGACAUUGGGGUUUAAAAAUGGUAAUGGAAAGCAUGUGUACAAUAUCCACAGUAUUAUCAUUCUGAAGAAACCAAAGUGCUGCUUGUAACUGUUGCUUGCUAUAUGUGGUGCACAGAUGUAUGGCAGUUAGAUUAUUAAAGAGCACAGAUUUUUGUCUAUUUUUUGACCAAGUUACUUUUGCAUGCUGCAUUGAAGCAGCUGAAAACUUCCUUUGUUCUGAAGAAAUGCAGAAAUCUGGACCGCUUAAAAGCUUAUGACAUGGUAACCACAGACACCUCUGCUGUCUAAUUUAUCGUAUUCAUGUUUGAAUCAAUUGUCACUACAUUCCAGUUUACAGAAAUAAAUCACUCUUGACCUACAAACACGGUUUAAACAUUUCCAUCCCACAGUUGCCCAGUGAUGACUCUGCACUGUCCUUAAGAAUUAAAUGUGCCUUAAUUUUUAACGGGUAAGAUUUUUACACACAAUAUUUGAUAAAUGAAAUUUUGCUAUAGCAAACUUGUAUGUUAUGAGGCUAUGUUGUACAUAUUUGAUACGUUUGUGUAUAAUUUCUUGAUUUGUAGAGUCUUGCAGUGUAUAUUUGUGUUUUAGUACUAAAUCAUACUUUUCAGUGUUGAGAUCAUGUUCUUAUACAGUUUUUUUUGAAAUAAAGUAUUUAAACCUA
This is a messenger RNA of Rhincodon typus (whale shark), 3104 nucleotides long. It is a transcript of the gene ppp2r3b, whose product is annotated as protein phosphatase 2, regulatory subunit B'', beta. The transcript is spliced from 14 exons. Gene Ontology annotation, molecular function: calcium ion binding; protein phosphatase regulator activity. Gene Ontology annotation, cellular component: protein phosphatase type 2A complex. The record is from RefSeq and is a predicted model, not a curated record. NCBI's taxonomy places the organism in Eukaryota, Metazoa, Chordata, Chondrichthyes, Orectolobiformes, Rhincodontidae. Bases 187 to 1818 code for a protein of 543 amino acids. Gene Ontology annotation, biological process: protein dephosphorylation.